AUGGAGCGCCUCGUAGAUGCCGAAACAUUGAAAAUUAGCAAGGCAGAAAAUGACGCAACUCUGCCGAAUUCGCUGAUGAUGUCGGAUCACAUCGACUUCAACCUUUGCGAUAUGUACUCGAAGAAGCGUGAAAGGUCUCGUGAUCAGAACAUUCCUAUCCAAUUGUGCAAAGGAAUGCGAAUUCCUUCGAAGAUGCCGAGAGAUUGGUUGGAAGUAAAAAUCGAGAGUUACAUGCCAGCUUCUCAGCGGAAGGAUUACCUUUGUUCAUACAUUAAUUAUUGCAACAAGCUGACGAUCAAGAAUGAGCCCAAACCAAAGGAGUCCAGUUCCAAUGACAAAACCGUACAAUACCAUUUGGAUGCAAUCAAGGCAAUAUAUGUCCAUCAGUGCGGUUACAAAGGCUUGGGUGUGAGUUCACUAAUCAGCGAUGAAAUCAGUUCGAUGGUUAAUCAGCGGCUGCAGAAGAUUUCUUCUGAGGUGAUUUCUUCGAACAAAUUAUCGAUAGACACUCUGAGGGAGUUGUGCGAACUCCAAGACUGGGAAGAAAACUACUGGACAAUCAUUUGGGAUAAUUUGGCAAGCUCAUUUCGAGAUGCUCCACCAGUUUCUCAAAUGAAGCUUGAGGACUUCAUUACAGAAGCAUUCAAUGAAGCUGCUCUUGUUUUUCAGCGUCCUGCUUAUAGCGAAAGAUUUUGGGAAGUCGUUGAGAAGGUGGAUCGUCGUUAA
Ostertagia ostertagi is the source of this 726-nucleotide messenger RNA. Lineage: Eukaryota; Metazoa; Nematoda; Chromadorea; Rhabditida; Trichostrongylidae. The record is from the annotation of a GenBank genome assembly.